Ectocarpus siliculosus is the source of this 5508-nucleotide messenger RNA. NCBI's taxonomy places the organism in Eukaryota, Phaeophyceae, Ectocarpales, Ectocarpaceae. The record is from the annotation of a GenBank genome assembly.
AUGGGGAUCAAGAAUCUAUGGCAGCUGCUGAGUCCCGUGGGACGGAGCGUGAGCAUCGAGACUCUGGCGGGAAAGACACUGGCGGUGGACGUGUCGAUCUGGCUGACCCAGUUCAUCAAGGCCAUGCGCGACGAUGACGGCAAGGUCGUCAAGAACGCCCACAUCAUCGGAACUCUGCGCCGUGUGGUGAAACUGUUGUUCCACCGCAUCCGCCCAGUCUUCGUGUUCGACGGCGGCGCCCCGGCCCUGAAGGCGAGGACCCUGGCCGCCCGGCGGAAGCUGCGCUCGGAGGGCACGGACUCCUCCGUCCGCAAGACCGCACAAAGGAUCCUUGCGUCCCAGCUCAAGAAGCACAAGGCUGCGAUCAGCGCCGCCAAGCGAGCUUCUUCCCAAGCAGCGGUACCCGCUUUCAACCCGGUGUACCAGGGGGGCGACAUGAGCUCCGCCCCCGCCACCGCUCCCGCCACCACCGCAGGGACGGGGUCCGGCGGUACUGCCACCUCUCGAGCAACAAGGGGUGGGAAGAAGCAAGGGGAAGAGGGCGGUGUAGUCCAACCCUUGGUUUCCCCGGAAGAAGCGGCGGGUGCCGCGGGCGACAGCGAUGACGACGACGAUGACGACGACGUGGACUGGGUGGAUCAAGAAGUGGAGCAAGGAGGCGAAGGAGGGGACGGGUUGGGUGUGCUGGGCGCGGGUCGGCACGCCGUCGUGGAUAGCGACGGGGAUGAGGUCUACGAGGGGACCAACAGACCGGGAGAGGAGAGGGGUGGGGGCGCCGCAGGAGUUGUUGGUGGCGGGAGAUCAGGGGCGGCGGGUGAUGUGGAGGCGGCUGCGUGGGCAGUAGACACGGAUGAGGAGGAAGAGGAGGAAGGGGGCGUGGCGUGGGAGGAGGUGGAGCUCCCGGAGAGGAACGAGGACAUCGACCCUGAGGUCAUUGCUUCCUUACCAGACCACGUGAAGAAGCAGGUCAUCGAGGCCGCCAAGCGGAGACAACGCAUGCGAAGCCGUGCCCAGUACAUGCCCGUGGCGGGGAACCCGGCCAUGUACAGCCAGACCCAGCUCUCCAACUUCCUUCGCUCCAAUAAGCUGAACGCACAGAUUCUGAAAGCCCAGAAGCAGGAUGACAGCGAUCGGACUGGCAAACGCAUAGCCUCAGAGGCGGGACGCCGGUACAUCAUGACUCCGGCAGGAGCAAGCGGACGUAGCGGGGCGGUUUCGGGUGCCGGCGGGGCAGCUGGGGGUACUCGCAACGGGGCAUCGUCCGUAGGCUCCAGCCGGCGACGGCGAAUCACGGACGACGGUGACGACUUCAAGGCGUGGUCGUACGCGGGGUCGGCGGGGGCAGAAGGGAACGGUGGCGGCGGUGUGACGGCGAGACCAACGUCGUUGCCGACCAAUGCAGACACGGACGAUGAUGACGACGAAGAAGAAGAAGCGGGGGGGUUUCUUCCCGAGAGCGAGGAUGCACCCGUCGCAAGGACAACAGACGGAGGCACGGGGGCCCCGCGUGAUGAGGAACCCUCGGGGCAGCCCCCGUCCGGGGGUUCCGUGAGUGAGGAGGAAGGCGGGGGGUUCCUACCGCCGCCUUCCGAAGAAGAGGAUUCCUCGGGACCAGAGGUGCCGGCCGUCGAUGGAGGGAAGGGGAGGACGAGGCGCCGAGUCCAGCUCCCCGUGCACAGGCCCAAGCCCAUCGGGCAUGACCUUGCUAGCGGCGGGAAGGGUAAGCGGCGGCGCUUGCAGCGGCUGGCCGACGCCGAUGAAGGGAAGGAGGACGAGGAGGAGGACGAAGAGGAGGAGGAAGAGGAGGAGCAGGAGGAAGAUGUUGAGCGGCCAGCAGCAAGAAGAGCGCAGCCGGGACCAGACUCCGGGGCUGCCGACGCCAUCGCUAGGGUGCUCCAAGAAGAGGAGGACCGGCGCGCCGCCAUGACCCUCCAGGAUGAGAUCGAUCCCUCCGUAUCUACCGUUGGUGUCUUCGCCGACAACGACGACGGCAGCGGCGGCGGCGGCGGCGCUACUGGAAAGGGCGACUUGUUGCCCGAAACCGGUGCCAACGAUCUCGAUCCGCUCGGCUUGCUGGGGGCCCGGAAGGCAAGGUCGGGGUCGCCCGCAGCGACUGAAAGCAUCGCGGACGGCACGGCGGCGGCUACAAAAAACGCAGCGCAGGCGCCGCCACCGUCCAAAGCGCUUGGUGGAAGGAGCGGUGUAGGAGGUCCACUGGAGGGAGGAGGCGGCUCGUCGGGAGGCGAUGCGGAGAUCGAACUGGACAUCGACCUCAAACACCUUGAGGCCGGCGGCGGGCGGCCGGACCUCAUGGAGCUGUUUUCUUCUUCCGGUGCUGCUACCGGUGAUGUGGGGUCCGGGGCGAGGGCAGGGAGCGGGGCGGUCGAGGAGGACAGCGAUGAGGACUUCGACGGCUUCGUGGACGAUGAUGAUGAUGAUGCCGACGAAGAGGAGAGGGAUAGAGCUUCAUCUCAGGUUUCCGCGCAGGGAGCAACGGCGAGCUACACUAAUGAGGCAGCCUUGCAGCGGUCGGUGGACAUGGCUUCGAGGAUGGCCGGUUGGGCGGGGAGGGUCGUCGAGAGGGUUCUCAAGGAGCACCGGAAGCCUCCUGGAUCAGCGGCAGGGUCAUCAUCCUUGCACCGCGCGGCGCGGACCACCAGCGCCAGCGUCCCCGGGACCGGUCCGAGGAACGGCGAGAGCUCAACCAUCCGCACCGGGCCCGCUGCGUCUGGGGUAGGCAGCCAUGCGGCCGCCCAAUCGGCCAGCGACGAGCGACGUCGUUUGGAAAUAACCGGCGGCAACGCCGGUGCCACGACCACCAGCAUUGACAUCGGACGUCAGACCUCCGGCAGCGCAUCUACUGCUGCGCCAACGACCGCGACCACCAGCAGCAGCAACGAUAACGGGCGUCAGGCGUCCGGCGACGCUGCGCGGCCUCCUUCUCCCGGGGCGGGGCGGGGGCGGCAGCAGCGGGGCGCGGCCGUCGACGCCCCCGCUGACCCCAAGGGUACCGCACACCCUCACUCAGAGUCUCGUUCUCGGCCCGAGAUCGGCGGCGAGUUAACGGCACCCGCCGAUACAGCGGCGGUGACAGCACCGGCGGUUGCAAGGGGGUCGGAGGGGAAGAACGACGAGGGGAGGGGAGCCGUGGGAACGGGGAACAUGGCGGAAGACGGGUAUCGGGACGUCGAGAGCGUUUUUUCCGAGUCCGACGGUGAGCGGGGGCCGCCGGGCCCGCUAGGUCAACGCACACCUGCUGGGGUUUCCAGAGAGGCGGCGGGGGCCAGGGGAACGGCAACAGGCGAGGGUUUUCCGCCUCGCACGGAGGCCGAAGAACCAGAGGGGGCAGAGGAGGCAUCGGGGGAAGCAGUAGCGGCGCCUGGGCCUGGCGCUACGAGCGCAUCAUCGUCAGCAAGUCCACCAGACCCGGCCGAAGGCGUAACGGCCUCCAAGGAGAAAGGCGGUGAAUCCGCCCGCGUCGGCGUUCUGCCGCAAGCGAUUCCGCCGCGAGCGGCAGCGGCGGAAUCUCUGGGGCAAGGGCAGCGCGGCGGUCACGACGCGACCGAGGUUGAUGAAAACGCCUGCGCAAAGGGAGAGCCCGUCGCGGAAGGGCCGACCUCGGCUACCCGUAAGUAUUCUCCCCCCCGUGGGAACGAUGGCGAUGAAGUCGGCGGCGGUGGGACGGACUCGCUCUUUGCUCCAUCGGUGCGGGGAGACACCCGCCCGGGACCCUCUCGAGUCGGAACAGCGGCGGGUGGCGGGGGGAUAGAGGCGAACGGGGACGGGGAAGGGGUGAUGGGCACGUCAUACCUUGAGGGCAUGGACGAGGACGAGCUGGAGGAGGAGUCUGAGAAGCUGAAGCGGGAGGGCAACAAGGCGCAGCGUGACGCGGAGACUGUCACGGAGGAGAUGAAGGAGGAGGUGAUGGACCUCUUGAAGCUGUUCGGUGUGCCGUACGUGGUGGCACCAAUGGAGGCCGAGGCGCAGUGCUGCGUGCUGGAGCAGCUGCGGCUGGUGGACGGGACGGUGACGGACGACAGCGACGCCUUCGCCUUCGGUGGAAGGGCCGUCUACAAGAACAUCUUCAGCGACAGGAAGUUCGUCGAAGCCUACCUCCUGCCCGACGCGGAAAAGGAUCUCGGAGUGGGCACGGAUGAAGUGGUCGCUCUCGCGCUGCUUUUGGGCAGCGACUACACGGAGGGAGUGAGGGGUGUGGGCAUCGUCAACGCAAUGGAGGUGAUCAACGCUUUUCCUUUGGAAGGGAAGGGUGCUCACCACGGCCUCAGCAAGUUUAAGAAGUGGAUCGAUGGCUUCGAUCCCCUCCUCGACCAGGAGCUUGAAGGCUUGACGAAACGCGGUUCUCAGAAGGAGAUCGACGGGCUGUCGCUGGAGAUGAAAUUUCACCUCAAGCACAGGACCGCGCGAAACAGGUGGACCGUCCCUGAUGGUUUCCCGAGCGAGGAGGUCAUCAACGCCUACAACAAUCCUCAGGUGGACAGAUCGGAAGAGCCUUUCAGCUGGGCGGCACCGGACGUUGACGGGUUGAUGGCUCUAUGCCAGAGGGUGCUAGGGUGGGACAGGGACCAGUCUGAUGGGCUGCUCAUGCCCAUGGUCAAGGAGUUGGACCGGGGGAGUUUCGCGCAGUCGCGCAUCGACCGCUACUUCAUGGCCUACCACGACAACAAGAGGGUGGCCGCCAUCAAGAGCAAGCGCCUUCGCACGGCGGUCGAGGACCUAGCGCAGGGGUCUUCCGAGGUGAUCACGGUAGACGGCUCGGCGGUAGGCAAGGUCAAUGCAAAGAGCGCGAAGAAGAAAAGGAAGAGGGGCGACAAGUCGCAGAAGGAGCAAGAGAAUAAUGAUAGUGAUGAUGCCCCAAGCGGGAAGACGAAAAGACGGCAGCGAGGAGCUGCCGGCACAUCUCCCGAAUCUACGGUCAGGGACGGCGACGACGAGGACGAGGACGAGGACGACGACGACACGCAGAUUGACCAGCCGACGGUUUCGUCUCAACCGUCACCAUCGCCCAGGACGGGCACAAGGGGCGCAACAGCCCGCGCGAAGCGAUCGCGGCCUCCUCCGACACCGGCGAAGAAUACCGACGCUAGCGGCGGCGGCAACGGCGGUCGCCGUUCCGCGAGGAGCAACAGAAACGCCUCCGCUGGUUCUGCCGCAACGCCGGCGAACGGCGGGCAGGGGCAGAGCAAGAGAAACACCCGUGCCACGCUGAGUGGGGGCGAGGUAGGCACUCCCGCCCCCCCCCCCGGCAAACGCCGUAACCCACGUAGAGUGGUGGCGUCAAGCGGCGGCGCGGGUGCAGGAGGGGGUAGCGAACCCGGGAGUGAUGUCGAGGGAGAGGAUGGGAUUGACGAGGAGGAUGACGCGGACUAUGUCGGCUCUGACAGCGACAACGACAGCAGCAGUGGAAGCGGUGACGGCAACGGCGACGAUGGUAGUGUUGGGAGGAUGUCUGGGGAAAGCCAAACCAAGCCCAGGAGACAAAAUAAAUAG